Suillus subaureus is the source of this 1914-nucleotide messenger RNA. RefSeq lists its product as uncharacterized. Bases 1 to 1914 code for a protein of 637 amino acids. NCBI's taxonomy places the organism in Eukaryota, Fungi, Basidiomycota, Agaricomycetes, Boletales, Suillaceae. The record is from RefSeq and is a predicted model, not a curated record. The transcript has 10 exons.
AUGCCUAGCCCAAAGAAAUCUAGAGGCAAGAGAAAAGGUCAAGAUCUCGAUAAUGGACCUCCAGCUGGACAAGUCAAGAAAAUACAAACUCCACGUACUCACAAUGUAGAAGCUGCUGAUAGUCAUCCUGCUCUUUCGGAUGAACUCUGUGGCCCUCAACACUCUGGAUCAUCUCGCAAACAAUUCUCAAAAGGCUCUACAUCCUUCAGCCCCAAUAUUCUGAACAAUCCACAGGCUCCUGAACCUUGCAGGGUUCACAAAUCUAAAAAGGGUAUUGCUCCUCCUCCAUAUACUGCAGCUGAAAGGAAUUCCAUGGAUAUAUGUGGGCCUCCAUCAAUUGUGCCACCUGGUACAGAUAACCCUUAUGCAGCUGCCAUGGGUCAGAUACCACAUAGGAACAAUGCAAUUUCAUGUACCACUAGUACAAUCAAUCCCUGUGUAACAGCACUCCCUCCCAGCACAGCACCAUCACAUGCCACGAGUGCACAGUUGGAGCCAAGGUUUCCAAACACCUUGCAGUGUACCUAUCAGCCUGAUGCACCCACAAUGCUUCUGGAGCAUUUCAUAGAUCCAGCGCUACAGACUCAGGUGUCCUCAACUGGUGCAAGUGCACCAAGGUUUUCAAACACCCCCCAGUAUGUCAAUCAGUCUUUUGUUCAAUCUCAGGCUGCUGUGCUCCAAAGGCUUCUAAAGCCUGUUACAGGCCCGGCACUGCAGACUAAGAAUCAUCUUUUGAUGAGUGAUGAAUCAGACCCUGAGGACAGUGGGAGCACAAACAGUGACGAGAGUUCAGCACAUGAGGACACUGAAGAGGAAGAUGAAGGUGCUGAUAGAGAUACUGACAUUGGUAACUGGGAAGCAUUUGGUGGAUGCUGCACAUCUCAUCCAGAUGAAGGCAAUGCAGCAGCUGCUCUGGCUUCAGCACAGCCAAAGUGGAAUGUUCAAUAUUUGCACGAUGAAGACAAUGCAAUAACUAAUCUCACAUCAGCACAGCCAAAGCCAAAGCCAACCAAUCAAUCUGAAACCAAUGUUCAACAUGAAGCUCCACCAUCAAGAUCUGAAGUAAAGCUCACUCAACUUGGGUGGUACAAGAAUGGGUGGAAAAGCUUCUUGGAGGAAGUGAAGGGAGAGUGUCACACAGUCCACACAUUGGACAACCCAUUUCCAAAUCUGAUCAAGGACUUACCAUGUUCAAUAACUGAAGUCCUCGUGUCCCUCAAGACCAAGUGGGAGAAGACUGGGAAGCAGGUUGAGAGCAGUGUGUGGCCUGUGCAGAAAUUCAACAUGGCAAGGCUGCGGUCUGAAUUGAAGAAGGUCAUAAUUUCCCUGGUCCCAAGAAUGUUAGAUCUCAUCCCACCUGAUGAGGUACCUGCACAUGAACACUUAACAUGGGUCCAAAAUGCAGCAUUAGAGUUAUGCAUCAACUCUCUGUUCCUGCAAAACAGAUAUGAUUCAAAUGUUUUUGUUUUUACUCUCCUGUUCAUCCCCCAUGACACUAACAUAUGGAAACAGGGAAAGACCAAUAACUUUGCAAAUCCUGCACUUCGAGAAGUCAUUGCACUAUUCUACUAUACCGGAUCAUACAGAAUUGCUCAGAAAAGACUAGAUUUAUUUCGCCAUCAGCUACCUUUGUCAUGCUUAGCUCUCAUCACCACUGUGUUCGAUUGUGUCCUGCUUGGCUUCUCAAAGAAUGGAUCUGGCAAGAUUUUUCUGAAGUUCACUGUGAAGGAGUAUGAACCAAUCUACAAAGAGAUGAUGGAAAUGAUCCAGCUCAUUUUGAAGGAUGAAUACCACAGCCCAAAGUUGAUCAAACAGCUUGAAGAGUGGGCUGCAUAUGGCUGGUCACAAAGCUUAAAGCUCGAUGGCUGUGGCUUGCAAGCAAGACCUGAUCACUUGAAGGUGGUGCUCGACUAG